Molecule: messenger RNA, 1431 nt
Organism: Mycotypha africana
Lineage: Eukaryota; Fungi; Mucoromycota; Mucoromycetes; Mucorales; Mycotyphaceae
Exons: 3
Coding region: 1-1431 (476 amino acids)
Source: RefSeq, a predicted model, not a curated record
AUGAAUGACACUUCUCUACCAUCAGGCCUCACGCCAAAAAAGUCAAUGACAUCAAUCGCCUCCAAAAAACUUGCUUGUAUGCCUACGCCAUAUGGGACUAUACCUAGGCGAACAAAAAAGAAACAGAAAACGUCAAACGCAUCAAUGGGCAGCAGGCAACAGAAGGCAACAACACCCUAUCCAUUUUUUACACCCUCUACGGGAUCCGUUUUCUCAUUGAUUGUUGAUAAACUGUUUCAUAAUAUGACACGCUUUGGUUGUAGUAUCAACAGCUCUAGCUGCAAUAGUAACACUACAGGACACAUUGGAUUCAUGCCGUGCACAACACCUCACACCAACAAAACACAGACUUCUGAAUUAGAAAUUAUUAUACCUGUUACUUCAAGUACGACUCCUCCAAUGAACUGCCACUAUAAUAGCCAUUAUCAUUACAAUAGUGGUGGUAGUAAUGGGAUGUCUGACAGCUGCAGCUUGUUGAGUACAAGCAGUAGCUCUUAUUCAAGCACAAGCAGCAGUGGCAAGACAAUCGCCACGACACCAAUGGAUGACUAUUAUAAUGUUAGUACGACCUCAAUUUUAUCUGACAUUUUAUGUGACCAUUACGUCCAAACACAAAUCAAUACCAUUACUCCGUCUUUAUCCGAUACGGGCGCCAAUGGUAAUAAUAACACAGACGACAGCAUUGACGUACCGCUCGAGACUUUCUGUAUAUAUGAAGCGCCUGUGGAAGGAUCUGAAAAAGAAAACGCUUCCACUGUCAACGCCAGUACGACUACUGUGUCCGCAGUGUCAACCCUACACGCAGAAGCGGCAGAAGAGGACUUUAUUUGCCAGAAAGGUGAUCAAUUAAAUUGGAUGAUAAGCUAUCUAUUACCAAAUACAGAAUUUGAGCAGAAUAAAGAAUGGACACUGGUAGAAACAUUGUCUAACCAAGAAAAAAAGACCAAACGACCAAGGACAAAGAGGCAACACGCCUUGAAUACAAUCAGCACAGAAAGGCAAAAUGCAAUGACAGCAGACACCACCGAACAAGAAGAUGACGAUGAUAACGAAGACGAAGAAGAGAGGAUCGAGGAGGCUGAUACGGAUAAUGAGAGUGACCAAGAAAAGCAAUUACCAAAAGAUGUGUCUAUUGACUUGAAAAACAAGAACAAAAACAGCAGCAGCAGCAGCAGCAGCAGCAGUAGUAGUACUAUUUUACUGGCUACCAAUAAAAAGAAGAAUAAGGCUGCGAAAUCGUACUAUUUUCAACACUAUCAUCAUAACCGUGAUGUUCGCGCAAAUGCAGCCUAUCUAAGAAUAAUUGUAGCAGAAGUCAAUAUGAUGCGUUCGCAAAAGAUUGUAGGUCCUUUACGGCAACGUAGAGUACUUCCUAAAAGAGCAGAUAGGUUCAUUCGAAGACCAAGUCCACUUCAACUCAUCAUAGUCUAG